GCUCUAUUGAAAGAAGAAGAAGACUCAUAUAAAAUUAACUUCUCUGCAGAAAGCAAAAAGCAAAUAAAGAUGGCCAAGCUUAUCAUUAACUUCUCUGCUCUCUUGAUGAUCGUCUUGUUGGUUUCUAAUGGACUCCCAAAGGCGGAAGCCCAAACAUGCUUUAAAAAUGAAGCUCAGGAGGGUGUGUGUCUUCAAGUUGAGGGCGGAAGUUUGUGUGACCUUCUUUGCAAGACAAGCGACUUAACUUGGUUCGGGCUAUGUGAAUUGGAAGAGGACGAGAUUCACUGUCACUGCUACGGACCUUGUUAAGUAUAUCUGAUCAUCCGGACGCAAUACCAAAUAUGAAAGGUCUGAUAUGUGUGCUUUGCUUAUGGUCAAUGUCACACAUCUACAUGUGUACGUAUUCCAUGCUUGUGUGUGUGUGUUUUUAUGGCGUUCAAUAAAUUUGUAUCAACACCGUAAAUGUCGCUGGUGUACUCAAUCAAUGUAAUACAAAGAUUGAAUUUGAAUAUUAUAUGUUUGCUUUUGUUGUUCUCCUA
Molecule: messenger RNA, 539 nt
Organism: Camelina sativa (false flax)
Lineage: Eukaryota; Viridiplantae; Streptophyta; Magnoliopsida; Brassicales; Brassicaceae
Product: putative defensin-like protein 203
Source: RefSeq, a predicted model, not a curated record